AUGCAAGACGGCAAGGAGGUGACGUUGUUGGCGGAGCAAGAGCAAGGGCAAGGGCAAGGGCAAGGGCAAGAGCAAGGGCAAGAGCGAGCGUCCCCUACCUGCGCAUCCGCAACGACGCCUACGCCUACGCCGCAGUCGAGCUGCUGCUGGAGCGAGCAAGAGGAGCGCAGACUGAAAUGGAAGAUUGACGCGCAGGUGUUGCCCUUGACCCUGCUGCUCUACACGCUCAGCUUUUUGGAUCGCACAAACAUCGGUCAGGCCAGGCUGAUCGGAUUGCAGGAACAGCUGUCUCUCAGCUUUCACGAUUAUCAAGUCGCCCUCACCGUCUUGUAUGCGCCGUACAUUGCUUUCGAGUGGGUGGCAUGGUGCGCCGCGGUGCAUCUGAUCCCGUCUCGUCGCGGCUUACCCAUCCCCCUCUCCUCUCUGCGCCAAGCACAGAAUCCCUUCCAAUCUGCUCAUCAAAAAGAUUGGCCCAGCCAGAUUGAUCCCCUUUCUCGUCACGGCUUGGGGCAUCGUCUCUACGCUGCAAGGCAUCGUCACCACCCGCACCGGCCUCUUCAUCAAUCGAGCAUUCCUGGGCUUUGCAGAGACAGGUGGGUCGAGCGCGAGGGCGCGAGUGCGACUUUUUUUGGAUGACGCUCAACGUGCCGCUUCCUCGACGACGUGACUGCGUGACCCGAGGCAGGAAUCCUUCCCGGCUUGGCCCUGUACCUCACCUUUUUCUACAAGGCUUCGGAAAUUCAGCUGCGACAAGCCAUCUACUUUAGCGGAGCAUCCUUGGCAGGCGCAUUCAAUGGCGUGCUCAGCACAGCCAUCAACCUCCUCAGCGGCAGAGCUGGACUCUUGGGAUGGUCUUGGCUAUUCAUCCUCGAAGGCAUCUUUACCGUCCUCGUCGGCAUAGCCUGCUUUUCCAUCCUCCCCAACGAUGCUUCCAAGCUGUGGUGGUGCAGCGAGCGCGAAAAGCAGAUUGCAGAGGAGCGAGUAGAGCAAAGCAGGUUCACCAUGCGAGUCAUCAAGGACGUGCAGAAGAGCAACGAGACGCUGGAUAUGCCACGAGCAGCAGCGGCCACCCGCACGGGUGAGCCAUUUUCGUGGAGCGAAGUCGGAAGAGCUUUCACAGAUCCAUUGGUGCUGCUGGUCUGGGUGGCAGGGCUGUGCGACGCAUCGGGAGUGUACGGUCUCGCCUUUUUCGCUCCGACCAUCAUCAAAGGUCUGCCAUUGGGUCUGACCACCGUUCAAGCCCAGCUGCUUUCCUCGCCACCCUUUGCCGCGGCGUUCCUUACCAGCAUCAUCCUAGCCCUCGUCUCUGACCGCCUGCGAUGGAGGUACCUCACCGGCUUGAUCGGUUUCUUGCUCGCCAUCGGAGGCUUGGCCAUGGCUUACGCCAGCACAAAUGCCAAAGUGCAGUACGGCGGUCUCAUAGUCAUGUCGAUGGGUCUGUAUACCCUGCCCAGCUCCCUCAUCACGUGGGUCCUCAGCUCUACGGGAGGCUACUACAAGAGAGCAACGGCUAUCGCUCUACUCAUCGUCGGCACAAACAGCGGUGGAAUCAUCGGCACCUGGCUUUUCGAUCCCACCGAAGCGCCACGAUUUCGACGAGGCUUCAUCACGCUGCUGGUCCUGCAGUGCGUGGGCCUGCUCUCCAUCUCCAUCUUGGAGGCCUAUCUGCUCUGGGAGAGAAGGAGUGGCAAGGAACGACAUGCAGACUGGAUCUCUGAAUUAAAGGCCCAGGGCUGCUCCGAAGAGAGCAUCAGGCAGCUUCUGGGAGAUCGACAUCCCGACUUUGUCAGAGAGCUGUAG
Messenger RNA from Ceraceosorus bombacis, 1800 nucleotides. The record is from the annotation of a GenBank genome assembly. NCBI's taxonomy places the organism in Eukaryota, Fungi, Basidiomycota, Exobasidiomycetes, Ceraceosorales, Ceraceosoraceae.